Meloidogyne enterolobii is the source of this 315-nucleotide messenger RNA. The record is from the annotation of a GenBank genome assembly. Lineage: Eukaryota; Metazoa; Nematoda; Chromadorea; Rhabditida; Meloidogynidae.
AUGAAAAAGAAAAGUAAUCAAAUAAAACAACAAAAUGAAUAUGAAUAUAUUUUAAAAGUAAGAGGAAUAACUUUAAACCACGAUGUCAUCAACAACCAAGGAUUAAGAUAUGAAACUUUUAAAAGACAGGUCAUCAAAUAUGCAAAAACAGGAACUAAUGAACCGAUUAAAAUAUUGUACCCAUCGUUUUUAUGCCCCUCAAUAAAAAAUUUAAAUGUUUCAACUCUAUCCCGUCAUAAAAUUUCUAGACCUUUCAUCGGGAAGGGAAUUAUAAGACCUUCCGAUUUUUCUGUAUUAAAUUUUGGACAUAUUUAA